AAUGGUGUUGUGCAAUGAAAGAAAGAAAGUUGACUGACAUCAACCACUCGGCCCAGGAUCCUCCGCCAGUGGUGGGGCAGGAUCCCAACUUCGAAAAUGCCAUGGCUUUGUUCUCCCGCCUCAUGACCCAUUGUUCCUCAAACUGCUAGGGCCCUGCGGUCCCAUCCCCGAAGAAGUGUUGUCUUCGUUGAUCCACACACAGUCCACUCGGUCAGGGUGGCUCCCUGGUGUGCCACGGACCACGCACAUGGGAUGCGGAGCAUACGCUCAUCGUAUUUAGGCGCAACUAAUGGGGGCGGUAAGGUAUUUUAGGAUGCUAGACGCUUAGAUCUUGGACUUGAUCUAAAUGUCAAACGGACUCGCCCCCCAGAGUUGAGGCUGAGUCGCGAGGGGAGGUAGAUAAAUCGACCUUGUCCAUCCACCUCGAUACUCUAUGUGAAGCUGGGUACUAUGCGCCCGCCCAGAAGAACGACCGCAUGAAGGCGCCAGCUGUCAGUCUCUGGGGCUUUUGAAGCCACUCCAGCACAACACUCGGGUCAUCGUGCAUGAGGCCAUCGUCGACGCCAUUGGUGAAAAGGAGACGGUGCAUGGUCGUCGUGACUCGUAAAGAAAAAGGUUGUGCGUGCAGUAGACUCCGGCUCGGCAGCUGCAGAGAAUAAAAGUGCUCGCUUAGGUGCGAACACGCUAAGCCUCUUUUGAGCACAACAGCCCCUUUUCAGAUCGUUUCCGUGUUCGGUUAACAUGCCACACAGUUCGAAGUGUUAGAGGGCUGAUCUCUUUGCAUACAUUCAACCCACCAGAUGCUGAAACUAUUACUUGAUAUCAGCCUUCUUCUCAUCGUAUUCCACCGAGGCAUUGCUGUAAUGUUUUACUUGAUCCACAAGCAAAACGUCUAGAAGCUAGCUGCAUGAUCUUCUAUUUUUAAGCGAGGCCUACUUGAGCAGAUGCAGCUGCAGGGAGACAAUACUCCUUGCUAGGCGAUCAAAUAAUGGACGACCAAUGAACGAGCGCUCGUAUUAUUGGCCCACUCCAAGCUUUGGUUGCUGUUUCUAACGUCCAAUGCAGUUGUUUCAAGGAUAAGGUGUGCCAUUCAAGUACCCAUGCCAGCAGACAGACUUUCCUCCGGCACCGAGAAGACAGGGUAUGCUGACAAAGUGCUGUCAAAAAAAGUCUCAGGAUGGUUAAGGAUGGGACGAAAACUGACGGGAGGGACAUAUUCCCUGCGACUCAUCCCAGUCAAACACGCAUCUCCACCACGAAAUCAGCUUCUACGCCAUGCGCCAUGAUGAUAGAUCGAUCCGCCAACCCACUGUAUGGGUGGGCACGCGAAACUAUUGCAUUUCAGGCCUUCAUCUCGAAAUCUCUCUUGAUGAUAUAGACAGCUUCAGGCGUCCUUCCAUUCGUUCUACAACUUCCUUCUCAGGAGUCAACAGUCAUUCGUUAUGCUGUUCCACGUUCUUUCCGCUUCGGCGCUAUUAUUAUCUAAUACUGUUUUUGCUUUCAGCGUUCAGAGCACCGUUUUGGUCAUCGCCAAAGAUGCGACCACUUCCUACUCCGCAACCUCUGGUUUGACCGCCUACGGAAUCCCAUACCAACUCCUGACCGUGCCAUCGACUGGAGCUGCCCUCCCCGAACUCAGCACUGCGAGCGGCGAUGGAAACUUUGGAGGAAUCGUUGUUUUGAGUGAGGUUUCCUAUGAAUAUGAGGGAGGACUAUUUCACAGUGCUCUCACCACCGCGCAAUGGACUUCGCUUUUCAACUAUCAAACUUCUUUCGGAGUCCGUAUGACCCGUAUCGAUGUCUACCCAGAGGCGCAAUUCGGAACCACUCCCGCUUCCACUACCAGUCCAGGCUGCUGCGAAGCUGGUGUUGAGCAACUCAUCUCCAUCAGCAACUCUACCAGCUUUUCUCAAUCCGGCAUGAAAAUCGGAGCCACGAUGUCAACCCAAGGUUUAUACCAUUACCCCGCCACAAUCACCAACAGCACCAUCGCCACUACAAUUGCACAAUUUGGCCCAUCGGGAAUCUUCACCACAGACACUACCGCUGCAGUCAUCAACAACAUUGAUGGACGCGAGCAGAUGGUUUGGUUCAUCAGUUGGGCUUCGGAUUGGUCCCCAACUUCGACCUAUCUCGAUCAUGCUUGGAUCACCUGGAUGACCAGAGGUCUUUACGCUGGUUUCCGCAGAGUUUACUUCAGCACCCAAGUUGACGACAUGUUCCUGGCCACAUCCCUCUACAGCCCCGCAGACGUCAAUUUCCGCAUCACGCCGGCCGAUCUCGACGGCCACGUUGCCUGGUCCGCGGCUCUGAACGCCAAAUUACCGGCAGGAAGUGUAUACUUCACCGAAGUCGGGCACAACGGCAACGGCAACAUCGAGGCUGCUAUUACCAACGAUACCGCUGGCAUCUGCCAGCCAGACUCGGCUAUUGAGUAUGAUGAGCAGAUUGACACUGCGUUGGAGUUCCAGAAGCCUUUGGGGAGUGGGACUGAUAUCUGGCCUGCUACACCGGCUACUUAUGUGUGGAGCGAGGAGUGCACGAAGCUUGAUGCGUUGAAUCUUUGGUGGACUAAGCCUGAGAACCGUGAUGCUUUUGCUCAUGUUACACAUACCUUUUCGCACGAGGGCCUCAACAAUGCUACCUACGCAGAUACCAGCAGAGAAAUCUCUUUCAACAAAGCAUGGCUCGCCCAAACCGGACUCGACCAAGCUAAGCAUUUCUCCGGAACUGGUCUCAUCCCACCUGCGAUCACUGGUAUGCACAACGGAGAUGCUCUCCGAGCAUUCGUCGACAAUGGCAUUGUCAACGGCGUCGGUGACAACACUCGUCCAGUGCUCAUGAACUCCGAGCACGAACAUUGGCCACUGACCACCACGGUCGAGGGCAACGGAUAUGCUGGUUUCCAAAUCACUCCCCGUUGGGCCACUACCAUUUACUACAACUGCGAUCUGCCAGCUUGCACUGUUGCCGAGUGGAUCGCUACCUCUGCCGGUGCUGGAGAUAUCCAAGAUCUUUUGGUCAAUGCCCGUGAGGUCAACACCAAGCAUCUCCUGUCCCUUCACCACGACCCAUACAUGUUCCACCAAGCCAACAUGAGAUGGGCUGAUGUCGCCCAAGUCGCCGUCAACGGCGUCGUAGGCAAAUACUCCCUCCUCAUGAUGUGGGUCGAGGUCGUCACCCAAGAAAUGAUGCGUCUGGUGGAAUGGCCCAUGAUCUCCCAAAAGCACGACGACAUCGCCGCCUCCUUCGCCGCGCGUCAAACCCGCGACAACUGCUCCCCCAAAGUCGCACUGGUAUACGGCGGCUCAUCCAACACCACCAAGACCAUCACAGGCGUCACCGUCACGACCACCAACAACGUUUGCGGUGUUGAGAUCCCGGUCACGCUCCCUGGCCCCGUCAUCGCUACUCAGGCCAAGGUCGGAAGAUCCGAGCAGGUUGGCUCUGACCCCUUGACGGUUUGGUUGACCAUGUCUGGGUCCCCGGUUAGUCUCCGCCUCGCUAAGCCGAUUGCUCUUUGAGUGUCGUUCGUCCGAGGGGUCUAGCGCUAGAAUUAGAAAAGAAAAGAAAAGAAAAGAAAACAAAUAUUUAGAUUUCAUAUAGUAAACAAACAUAAUACACCAUAUAUGCUUUUCUUUGUACAUGCACGACAUUUCAUUGUGAAGUCAACAACUCGCUUCGAGUCGUUCACAUCGUGCAGUCCAACUAGUCCCUAGUGUUGUUUGUGAAAAAAAGGGGUAAAUUUUCUCGGUAACUGGUUACCGAAGUUUUGCAACUAGCGAGUAUCAGUGGCUUUUUGCAACUUCACAAUCCUGACUCGCUAUCACGCCACGACACCAGCCUAUCGAGUAUGUACG
Cadophora gregata is the source of this 3860-nucleotide messenger RNA. RefSeq lists its product as uncharacterized. NCBI's taxonomy places the organism in Eukaryota, Fungi, Ascomycota, Leotiomycetes, Helotiales, Ploettnerulaceae. The record is from RefSeq and is a predicted model, not a curated record. The transcript has 9 exons. Bases 1443 to 3524 code for a protein of 693 amino acids.